UCAACCUCAGUAGAACGCCAUUCCAUACAAUACAGAACUAUCAAAAAAAUUUCCAUAGAUAAAAAAUGAACGAUGCAGCGUCUAAACUGUUUGAUACCUCAAAGCAAUCCUACGGUGAAAAUGAUGACUUGGAUGUGUACAAGAGUCAUGCAGAUAGCAGUGAGCUGAUUAUGACAGCGAGUGAAGAACAAAGCGUGGAAUAUGACUCUGAUGAUUCAGCACCUUUGGCCUUAUCCUACAUAUUUGGAAUCAACAGGAAGCUGGGAGUGUGUAUCCUUAAUAAGUCCCCUAAUGAGCAUUUUUGCAUUUAUUCGCUAGGGCAUGUUGCAUCGCUGAUCAAUUUUAACACGAAAGUUGUACACCAUUUUCAAGGACAUGACACAAUUCUGGUAUCCAUUGAACAUGACGAGAAAGCCAAAUUUGUAGCGACUGCAGACAAGGAAACUAUCAUAAUAUGGGACCUAGGAAAGUUGGGAGAGGAUAUGCCAAUCAGGCUGCGAUAUAUUUACAGACCUUUCGGAAAGGAUGCUGAGAUUGCAGCUACUGGUAUGAGUCCAUGCGGGAAAUAUAUUGUUGUUGGUAGUGGAAAAACCAACUUAGGAACAUUCAUAAAAUUUUGGCGAUGGUCGUUCGCCGUGGACGAGUGUGAUGCUGAAUUUACAAUCAGUGAUAAAUUCGGGAGAAUUGUUUCCAUCAAAUUCAGCAAAAACGCCAAUGAAAAUGAAUUUUUCGUUAUUACCUUAAGAUAUGGAGUGGUCUUUGCAUGGUGGGAUCGUCAAUCUGGACAACUUGAAGUUCAUACCCCGGAACAAAAGAAAUUCGGGAUAUUGAAUCAGUCAUGUUACGUCCCGGGAAAGCGGACUGUAGCAAGUGUAACAAACCAUGGUCGUAUAGUGAUUUGGGCCGACACUUUGAUUAACUUAGGGAACCAAACCUUCACCAAUAGGAAGAACUUUGUCAAAAUGGUUUCUGCACAGAGCCAAUAUCCUAUCAAUGAUAUCAAGGCAUUUGAUGCAAUGUUAGCCACGUGCAAUGAAAUUGGUGAGAUUCGAUUUUACGAUACGGAAAUUCGAUUGUUGUAUGUUUGUACGCUGUGGAAGGACUCACCAGUAGAUAUGAUACAGCCAGUACUAGUGCCGAAGACAAUUAAACUUAUCGAUGCCGAUGAUUUUGAUGUUGAAGAAUCUGAUGAUAUUCAAAUUGUAUAUAAAUCAACCUGUCCUCGUGAUUACACACUUGAGAAGAAACCCUUUCUGGUUCGGGAAUUCUAUGUGGUUGCACGAACUGGUGACGUUCUUUAUUGUAACAUUUUCAAAAAGGAUGCAAAAUCAAUGCUCUAUCAAACAUCGGAUAGUUUGGUGGCAUACGACGCUCUUAAAAACAGGCCAUGGGUAAUAUGUGCCAAUUCAGAUAGAAAAAUCUUCUAUUUAGAUUAUACAUGCUAUCAUAUUAUACGUGAACAACGUAUGAAAGAAUAUACUGCUCAAGAUGAAGAAGCUGACAAACUAAUACACCCUUCAAUAAGCUGCAUUCGGAUUUCAGAAGAUGGUAACCAUCUGGCAAUCGGUUAUGACAACGGUGCAGUGUGGAUGAUCGAUCCUCUGAUUUUGAACCCUCUCACCCCUUCCCCCAUACGUUACUCAAAUGCACCUAUCCAAUAUAUAGUUUUCAGUGGUCAUCCAAAUUGUAUAUAUGCAGAUACCAACGCUACUAUAACUCAUCUCCGAUAUAACAAGAACACAUCAGAGUGGACUCUAAACGCAAAAUACCGGUAUCACCACAGGCCCUUGGUACUUUUGCAUGUCAUCCAAAAUCCUGCUGAGAAACCAUACCUUAUUGCCUUAGGCGAAGAACGACUUUAUGUCGAAUUCGAUUUGGAUAAAUCCGUUCGUAAAUCCAAACUUGAAAUCAAACGCGAUCGUAUCCUGGAACAGGCUGGAAAUUUUACGUGUGCAGAAGUAAUGAAACUGUCAAAAAUUGUCAGUAAGGAUACGUCCACCAAUGGAAUGGUUAUAUUAGUCGCGGAUGAUCAAUAUAAAUUCAAGAUUUUCGAUGUAAUAACAAUGGAGAGAUUGUAUAUGUUUGCUGCCCCAGUCUACGAUGCACCAGUUAGAGUCAUAGUGAACUUCUCGGAUGUUCAUAAAUUUUAUCAUAAAAUGCUGAUAUUCGCUACCGAAAAGACUUUGGGAUGUAUAGUCUUACCAAUAGAUGGUAACAUGUUCAGAUAUUCAGGUAUCACUGCCCAUCCAAAGAAGAUUAACAUGCUGAUUCCGUAUGGCUCUCAAUGGUUCGCAAGCUCGCAAGGUGAUCUUGGCGGUGCUGUUUGGACUAUAAAUGAACGAAAUGUGAUGAGACACUUCAAAUCAGGCGGUGAGGGGCUUACUCCAUUUUGCAAAUCGAUACCAGGCGAGAAGGAAGGAUGGCUUUUCAAAGAAAUGCAGGAUAUGUUCUACUAUAUGCAACUUAUGACUAGGGGUGGCGAUGCACCUGAAGAACAUGCCGUUACAGAUUUCAUUCCUGUUGAGGACCUACCAGACUAUAUGCGAAGUAUUGGUUUUUUCCCAAGUGAUUAUGAAAUCGAAUGCAUCCUUAAAGAAGCCACACGAACAACUAGCCCUUCAAUACCACCCCCAACUACAAUAUCCUUCGAAGACGCCGUAAUCAUGUAUCUAAACCACAAACCAGUUUCAGGAUACGAAUUACAAGAUAUCCGAGCAGCUGUUGAAUAUCUAGCUGAUCAGCAUUCAAGCGAUUAUAUUACCACUGAAAAAGUUCUGGAAGGUGACGAAUCUCAAAUCACCCUUGCACGAAUUCUUGAAAUUAUGACGAGUCGCGGUGAACCAGUAUCUGAAGAAAUGGCGAAACGAUAUCUUCUCGAAUUGCUAAGUGAGGAAUCAGGCAAAAUGAAAAAAGCUAAGUUGGAUUUUGAAUCAGAAUUUGAAGAGCUUCCUGAAAUUUUCACUGUCAAAGAAUUCUGUUCGGAAUUGCUAGGUAUUGAUCUAAAGGAUAUACCUGGGGCGAAUAUGGAAGCUUCAAUGGGAGAUAAAUUGGAUCCUGCUGAAGUGAAUAGUCAAUUGGAGAAUAGAUUUAAUAUUAUUGUACCUGAAUCAGAUAUAGAUGUCGACAAGGAGCGGGAUAAGGAGGAACGGAAGAGUUUACUUAAGCAGGGACGCGUUAUUAAUGUUACUACUGAAAACUAA
Messenger RNA from Hermetia illucens (black soldier fly), 3200 nucleotides. RefSeq names its product cilia- and flagella-associated protein 251-like. The record is from RefSeq and is a predicted model, not a curated record. Gene Ontology annotation, cellular component: motile cilium. NCBI's taxonomy places the organism in Eukaryota, Metazoa, Arthropoda, Insecta, Diptera, Stratiomyidae. Gene Ontology annotation, molecular function: protein binding. The transcript has 13 exons. Bases 66 to 3200 code for a protein of 1044 amino acids.